AUGGCGAUUGACUCCGGCGGCGGCGGCGGCGGCGGCGGCGGUGGCAGCGGCAGCGGAGCGAAGAAGCAAAAGGUGGAUGAGCAUUACCGAUGUGAGGCGGCGGGAUCGGAUGCGAUCCGCGCAGACCGCUUCUCGGCGCUCCCUGACGAGCUGCGGCUGCACAUCCUGACGCACCUCCCCCUGAAGGACGCCAUCCACACGGGGGCGCUCGCUCGCGGGUGGCGCGACCUGUGGAAGCGCCGGUGGGCGCACCGCGCCUCCGUCGAGGUGCACCUCCGCUCCCGCGACGACCUGCGGAGGGAGCUGGACGCCCUGGCGCGCGAGCCGCGCCCGCGCCGCCGCCUCGAUCGCUUCUCCCUGAUCGUCGACAUCUGGAAUCUCAAGUCCUCGGAACUCCGGCGUUUUCUCGAUUACGCCGCCGAGUGCGGCGUCGAGGACCUCCACGUGGAUACACUCCAGGGCACGACCGCGAGCAGGCUCAACUUCCACUUGCCGCUGUCCAGCCCGGCCCUCGCGAGCCUCUCGCUCCGCCACAUCAGCGUCUCUAAAAUGUACCACAAGGGCGCCCGGCCAUUCCACGCUCUCGAGGUCAUCCGGCUCGCAUCGGUCUCCUUCCGCAGGGAGGCUUUCAGAGAAAUGAUGGCGCUGUGCCCCAGCCUCCUCACUCUCGAUCUGCAAUGCUGCAGCUGUAACGGUUUGGUGUUCGACAGGCUGCCGCCGAACCUGAGGAGUCUUACCAUCGCGGGCUGUGAUAGGAUUACCAGUCUGGACUUCGUGCGUGUUCCUAGCCUGCGCUCCUUCCGCUACAGCGGCUGCUUCUCCAACUUGCCUUUAUCCAUUCCACGCGAUGCCGUGCUUUCUGAUCUUUAUAUUCAGUUAUAUGACUCAGUAACGAUGAAAGAGUGGCAUAUCGAUAAGUUGAGGAAAUCUCUCCCGAAGGAUUUAUCCAGACUCAACGUUCUCACCAUCAGUUACAAAGCCCUCACGUUAUUUGACUCAGAACCGAUGAAAGAAUGGAAUAUGGAUAACUUGAGGAAAUCUCUCCCGACGGAUUUAUCCAGCCUCAACGUUCUCACCAUCUUUUGCAGAGUCCUCACGGGUGCAUCUGUCUUGCCAAUGCCAGCCAAUGGAGCCAGUGCCCAGUUGCCCAAUUUCAACUUACACAGUUUGAAAGAGCUACACCUAAUCAUGUUUGAAAUGAAAGCUGUCAACCUAGCCAACCUGUAUCUGUUCCUCAAGACCUUCCAAUGUCCUAAUCUGGAGAGGCUCUUUGUGCAGCUCUCAGGCCUCUCGGCAUAUAGAUGUAAUCCCAUGGAAGGUUGUAUUGAUCAGCUGUGGGAAGAGCCACCAGAAGAUGGCUUAGACAACCUUGUCAUGGUAAAGGUCACGAACUUCAACUGGUGCCCCACCGAGGUGCAGCUAGUGAGUUUUCUAUUGAGGAAAGCUAGCUCUCUGCAGAAACUGUUAAUAGUUUCUCGCAGUGUCACUCCAGUGGAUUUGCCCAGUGCACCAGAAGCAGACCUUUUGCUUCUCAAAGAAGCUUUGGUCAAUGGCAAGAUAAUGUUGACCAAGUCUGACUAUGCAGCAACUCAACCAUAUCAUGAGGCCUUCAGAAAGCCGCCUAUAUGGCAGCUUGAUGUAAUAUUUCUACUCACGAUGAAGACAUUUCUUCAUUGUGUUGCUGCUACCAGGAGCGGCACCUUUAUGUUUCGGGGCAUGGCUGAUGCCCUGAUGCUUCAGCAAGUGAUGGUACUAUAA
Messenger RNA from Miscanthus lutarioriparius, 1758 nucleotides. NCBI's taxonomy places the organism in Eukaryota, Viridiplantae, Streptophyta, Magnoliopsida, Poales, Poaceae. The record is from the annotation of a GenBank genome assembly.